AUGAUGGCGGAACACUGGCGACAUGUGUGGCAGAGCAGUGAAGUUCUCGGUGACUAUAUCUCUGCACAUCAUUAUCUAUUCGAAGGAUGUACAGUUCUUGAAUUGGGCGCCGGUUGCACUGGAAUACCGGGAUUAGUUGCUGCGAAAUGUGGAGCCAAAUUGGUUAUUUUUACAGAUCAUCCCGAAAGUGAAGAGGCCUUCAAAAUCUUGAAACAAAACUGUGUUGUGAAUAACCUUGACGAGAAUUGUUUCUUAAUAAAGGAUUUAGACUGGAAUGGUUCAGACCUUAAUCAGGUUAUGGAUGAUGUUCUUGUGUUGCAUUACAUUUUAGCAGCAGAUGUUUUCUACGAUAUUACAGUGUUUGAACCGUUUGUGCAUACUGUUGCAUUAUUAUUACAGCUGUAUCCCAAAGCGACAUGCAUAUUUGCUUAUGAAGAGAGGAACAGCAAUUGGUCGAUCGAGGAUUUGCUUCUACUAAACAAGUUAUGUUGUAGACGUGUGCGCGUUGUUCACACCGAUCUUCAUACAAUUCACAUUGGGAUCAUUUUCAAUAAAACAGAUUUUAUGGAAGCGUCGAGAAUAUUUGCUGGAAUCGAAGGUGGUGCAACGCAGUCUCGACUUCUUUUUAUUGAUGAAGCUGGCAAGCGAUAUGGCGAGUGGAGUCGGACUGGCCUAAAUUGCUGUCUUGAUGGAUUCGAUGUGGUUGCGGACAGAAUAGCAAAAUGGAUUCAAAUGGCUAAAAAAGAAGUUGGGAUCGUUGGUCCUCUUGCAGCUGUGGGAAUGGGCCUCUCGGGAGCUGAAGAUGAAAAAAGCAACCAAAGACUGAUUAACUUUUUGAAAGAUCAACAUGGGGAUAUUGCAGUCGAGUUUUCGCUGUCCUCUGAUGCUGUUGUUGCAGCUGCUGCUUCAUUCCAGAACGGUGGUGCGGUAAUCGUAGCAGGGACCGGUUCAGCUUGUCGAUUAUUAAAGGCUGACAGUAGCGUGUAUGGUGUUGGCGGUUGGGGACAUCAAAUUGGUGAUGGUGGUAGCGCAUUUUGGAUCGCAAGGAGAUUAAUUCAAUGUAUAUUUGACGAGGAAGAUGGACUUCAUCCGUCACCUCAUUCGAUUUCAAAAACAAAACGAUUGUUUCUCGAAUUUUUUGAUUUGUCUGACAAAGCCGGUAUUUUGGACAUUUUAUAUACUAAUUUCGAUAAAUCCAGAAUUGCAUCUUUCGCCGCUCACGUUGCUAAAGAAGCAAAUGAUGAUCCUCUUGUUCGGCUAGUUUUUCGCGAUGCUGGUGAGCAACUUGGCUUACACGUACGAGCAAUUUCAAGAAAUUUCGAUGAGGAAAUGCUCCACAAUGCUCCGCUUCUACUGAUUGGUUCUGUAUGGCGAAGUUGGGAAUUGUUAAAGGAUGGUUUUGUACACGGACUCAAAAGUAAUGGCAGUCGAAUUGGAAAGGUAACACUCUACACUCUUCUGGAAACACCUGCUUUAGGAGCUGCUCUAUUAGCAGCCAGAAAAAUUGGUAAAAAAGUAGCGUGCGAGCAGAGAACUGCUAUACUUGAGGUCCUCAUCUUGUGA
Molecule: messenger RNA, 1563 nt
Organism: Brugia malayi
Lineage: Eukaryota; Metazoa; Nematoda; Chromadorea; Rhabditida; Onchocercidae
Product: RING finger protein 4, putative
Exons: 13
Coding region: 1-1563 (520 amino acids)
Molecular function (GO): N-acetylglucosamine kinase activity
Source: RefSeq, a predicted model, not a curated record